CCUUCCCAACAAUCAUCGUCUCGGUCACUGUAGUGUUUGGAGGGAAGGGGAAGGCUAGGGUUUUGCAGUGAAGGGCAAAAGAGUUUCUGUAUGGUGGAUUUGUUGUCAGGGACUCGCUUGGUAGAGUAGUAGCUGCAGGAACAGUGUGUGAUAUUGCUGUUAAUUCUUUGAUGGCCGAAAGUUUGGAUGCAAGGGAAGCUCUGCUUUGGGGGCACAGAGACUAGAUUUGCAAGGGAACCAGACUGCUUAACCCUUACAACGUUGGUCAGUUCAAACCAUUAGUAAUGAUGUAAAGGCCAUCCUUGAUUCCAAGAGCAGUUGCAGUUUUCGGCGCUCUCAUGCCAACAGGGAGGCUAUACACUACCUAGCUCAAUGGGCCAAAGCAACUGGUAUACAAGCUCUCCUACUUCCUCAAAGACUCCAACCUGUGGUCGAUGAUAUAUACAAGCAGGGUAUCUACAACAUCGGAAGCAAUGGACAAGCAUGCCAUGGAUCCACCAUCAGUGCGGAGCCGGUGAGGAAAUGGUUCAAAAAUGUGCAUUACGCAGUUCUCAAAACCAGAAAGACAGAAACUUGCAUGCUUUGGACUCAAGGAAACUAAAUGUGAUAUUUGUCUUGUUGUGUGUCAUAGAUUCAUAGUUGCUCACGCUGUGUUGUUAAACCAUUGGGAACUAUGCAUCAUAACCGAGUGGUCUGAGCCGGAGAGGUGGGCAUGAUAAAGAAGUCAAGGGCAGAACGAACAGUGAGAUAUCUGAUGGAAAGCCGCAGUGAAAGCCAGAAGAAGGUCUAUUUCCAUUACGACCACACCGAUGCUUGCAAGGAUUCCCGGUGGACUUCCAGGGAAUGUUACGAGUUCAUGUACGACAGGGCAUGGCAACAAGUUCGUGAUUUUUACUCGAAUUUGGUUGGGGGUCGCAUGUCGUUGUCGGCAUUGUUCGGGACUCAGCACAGAGAACUUUCUCCACAUGCACAUUCUAUUUUUGAUGAUGGUGAAAUUAGUGAGGCUACUGAUAAAUCUGAAUCUGCAAGUAUUCCAACCAAUGACAGGACUGGAAGGUGGGCAAGAGUAACGUUUAAGAUAGUCCUUUCAUAUCAUGGGGAAUCCUUUGAUGGGUGGCAGAAGCAGCCUGGGUUGAACACUGUGCAAGGCUUCUGGAUUUCUCAUCCCAUUAGUAUUUAUCCACAUCAGUUGAUAUACAGCUUAGUUGAAAGAUCUAUUGGAAAGUUUGUUGAUGAAAAGAAAUCUCAACAGUUGAAAGACAAGGGCUUACCUACUGAAGGCGUUGCUGCUGUUGCUGGGAGAACUGACAAAGGAGUGACAGCUCUUCAACAAGUUUGUUCUUUCUAUACUUGGAGAAAAGAUGUCAAACCUCAAGAGGUUAUAGAUGCCAUUGAUGAAGCAGCACCAGGAAAACUCAGGGUUGUAUCAGCUUCUGAGGUGUCACGGGUAUUUCAUCCUAACUUCUCUGCCAAAUGGAGGCGCUAUCUGUAUAUUUUCCCUUUGAAUGGUGGAGAGAGAGAGACUUCAAUUCUGGGGGACGCUGAGAAUAUAAAUUUUGGAGAAAAUUAUUGCAGUCAAAGAUAUGCUGAAAGAAUUGGUGAGGAAACUGUUGAAGACUCUCUUCAAAGUGCCAAGGAUGGCCUCCAAAGCAAACUCUCUAUGUUUAAAAUUAGCAAGGUUAACCAGCUUUUCUAUCAACUGGAAGGAAAAUUGUUAUCCUACAAGAUGUUUGCACGAGAUACUAAAGCUUCAAGAAACAUUGGUCCACCAACUGAGUGUUUUAUCUAUCAUAUUCGUGCUGCUGAAGCCAGAUUACCGCAUCCUAAGGAUGAGGAAGGUACGAAAGUCAUGUGUGUUGAGUUGGUUGCCAACCGUUUCUUACGCAAGAUGGUUCGAGUGCUUGUGGCGACAGCCAUAAGGGAAGCAGCUGCUGGUGCAGAAGAAGAUAUAUUGCUCAAGUUAAUGGAUGCUACAUGCAGACGUGCCACUGCACCACCUGCCCCUCCUGAUGGCCUUUGCCUAGUUGAUGUAGGGUAUACAGAUUUUGACCCACAAAUUUGUCUGAUCUCUUGAGGUAAAAAGCAUAUCUAUUGGGUAUAAACAUCACCAUAUCCUGCGUGUUCCAUUUCUCUACUUCCCCUAAUUUUGUGGCAGUUGAUGCAUUUUCAUUGUUACUAGUUUCCUGUUGGAACAAAUUUGUGCCAAACCCUAACCCUAUAAGUAUGAACUGUGUAUGAUGUUUUACAAGA
Molecule: messenger RNA, 2250 nt
Organism: Diospyros lotus (date-plum)
Lineage: Eukaryota; Viridiplantae; Streptophyta; Magnoliopsida; Ericales; Ebenaceae
Exons: 13
Coding region: 713-2074 (453 amino acids)
Biological process (GO): tRNA pseudouridine synthesis
Molecular function (GO): RNA binding; pseudouridine synthase activity
Source: RefSeq, a predicted model, not a curated record